Polyodon spathula (Mississippi paddlefish) is the source of this 2629-nucleotide messenger RNA. RefSeq lists its product as uncharacterized. The transcript is spliced from 14 exons. The record is from RefSeq and is a predicted model, not a curated record. The coding region runs from base 248 to 2323 and encodes 691 amino acids. Gene Ontology annotation, cellular component: extracellular region. NCBI's taxonomy places the organism in Eukaryota, Metazoa, Chordata, Actinopteri, Acipenseriformes, Polyodontidae.
CUCCAGCUUCCUUGUACACCCAGCCAGGAAUCAGAUGUAAUCUUUGUAUGUGUGUGAACAGUAUUUGCAAAUUCACUCAGAUAACAAUAGUGCUGGUGUGCUGUGCCGGUACAGCAUGGGUUUGCACUCAGAUUACACUCAGACUAUCCUAGCCCACACCCUGCACUACACCGAGGCACAGAGCAGCAAUGAGCUAUUACUGAGCCAGCAGCCCGAGGAAGGGACAGCUCUCCAGAAUCACUGAAUCAUGACUCUCAGUGGAUACUGGUCCCAGUUUGAGAAGGAGUUCCUGGCCGCGCACAAUGAUUACCGUCAGCAGCAUGGAGCCCCGGCCCUGAAGCUCAGCCGUGACCUCAGCGAGGCUGCGCAGGAAUGGGCAGAGCACCUGCUGAAGAUCAGAGCCUUGAAGCACGGCUCCACAGGAGAGAACCUGUACUUCGGCAGCAGCUCUACGCCCAAGGAGGUGUCAGGGAAGGAUGCUGUGGGCUGCUGGUACAGCGAGAUUAAGGACUACGACUUCAGCAAACCUGGAUUUGGAUUCAAUACAGGUCACUUCACCCAGGUAGUGUGGAAGAGCUCCACUGAGGUGGGGGUGGGGAAGGCCACUGAUGGGAAGAUGACCUUUGUGGUGGGGCGAUACAGCCCCCCUGGGAACAUCUCCAAUCCUGGGUACUUCCAGGAGAACGUCCUGCCCAAGGGCAGCUCAGUGGGCAAGGAGAUGCCCAGCAGUGGCACGGCCCCCACUGCUGCAGCCCUGAAGAAGCCAGGCAGUGCCCCCGCCCGACCCCCUCCCUCUGCGGGGCAGAGCUCUGGGUUCAAGGCAGAGGUGUUGGAGGCUCACAACGCUUACCGCCGGCAGCACGGAGCCCCCCCGCUGCGCCUGGAUGCGGGGCUGUGCCGCGAGAGCCAGGAAUGGGCCAAUCAUCUUCUCAGCCUCCGCGCCCUGCAGCACAGCGACACCAGCUACGGGGAGAACAUCUGGUACAAGUGGAGCUCCAACAAGACAGAUGCCACAGGUGAAGAGAUUGUGGAGUCGUGGUACAACGAGAGCAAGGAUUACGAUUUCAAACACCCAGGCUUCCAGAGCAACACAGGUCACUUCACCCAGGUGGUUUGGGUAGGCUCGCAGAGGAUGGGCAUCGGCAAGGCGACAGACGGUGAAGGAAUGGUGAUCGCAGUGGCUCGCUACGACCCGGCUGGUAACAUCUCCAACGCGGGGUACUUUGAGAAGAAUGUGCUGCCCAAGGGUACCCCGCCAGCAGGGGGUGCCAGCGGGGACCCAGAGCCAAAGCAGAAAGGGAAUGGGGCAGCUUCAGCGGGGAACAGCCGCGUGGCAGGCUCAGGCAGCUUUGUGCAGGGCUUCCUAGAGUCGUGUAACGAGCGGCGGUCUGCUCACGGAGCCAAGCCCCUGACCGAGAACCCUGAGAUCAGCAGGGGGGCGGAGAGCUGGGCCCGGCACCUCCUCUCCCUGCACAGGCUCAAGCACUCCACCACCUCCCACGGGGAGAACAUCUGGGCCAAAAUGGGCGGGGCGGACGCCACGCUGACAGGGCAGGAGGUAGUGGAUACCUGGUAUGAGGAAAUGAAGAACUACGACUUUUCCCAACCGGGAUACCAGGAGAAAACAGGGCACUUCACCCAGCUGGUGUGGCGCGGGUCUCGCACGGUGGGGGUGGGCAGUGCCUCGGACGGGAAGGGCACGGUCAUCGUUGUGGCGCAGUUCCAGCCCCCCGGGAACAUCACCAACCCCGGGUUCUACGCGCGCAACGUCCUGCCCGCCGGGUCGAAGGUCACCGACCAGCCCGAAGAGGAGGCUGUUGGGAAGAAGACCGUGGGCGGCAGCGUCGCCCCCAUACCAGAAAAGGAGCUGGAUCGCUUCUCUCUCUCUCUGCUGGACACAGUGAACCGGUUCAGGAAGCAGCACGGGGCGGGACCCCUCAAACGAAACCCCGCCCUCUCCAAGGAGGCGCAGGAUUGGGCGGAACACCUACUGCAAAUCAAAGCCCUGCAGAGCAGCGACACCGAGCACGGAGAGAACCUCUGGUACCGCUGGGCCUCCAGCACAGCGCCCCCUACAGGUACGGAGGUGGCAGAGUCCUGGUAUAAAGAAUGCAGCAAAUAUGAUUUCAGCUCUCCAGGCUUCACGAGCGGGGCAGGGAACUUCACUCAGAUGAUCUGGAGGGCCUCGUUGCAGGUGGGAACAGGAGUGGCGACGGACGGAAAGGGAAUGUUCAUCGCCGUCGCGUUCUACGAUCCCCCCGGAAACAUCGCCAACGAAGGCUACUUCCAGGACAACGUGCUUCCCAAGGGGAGCGUUCUCUAGAGGCAGGACGGGGAGUGUGCUGAGGAAGCACGGACCAGGAUCACAUUGUCAGGCUUUGUUUUAAACAGCACAGUUUCCCUGUUUCCCUUCCAAAACCCCUGUGAUAGCAGCUGUGUGAUUUCCUCAUCUAAUCUAAACCUCUAUUUGUAAUGUAACACAUUGAAACCCAUUGCUUCUCUCCUUCAGUCACUCUGUGUGCAACUGGAACCCUGUUCAGUUUCCUAGCUAUGUGUCUGUGUUGUAAUGCAUAUAUUUGUUUUUGUCAAAGUUGUUGGCAGGGCCAUUAAAUUAUAAAUAAUAAAAAAA